Solanum pennellii is the source of this 3959-nucleotide messenger RNA. Its product is annotated as putative late blight resistance protein homolog R1B-23. Bases 51 to 3779 code for a protein of 1242 amino acids. NCBI's taxonomy places the organism in Eukaryota, Viridiplantae, Streptophyta, Magnoliopsida, Solanales, Solanaceae. Gene Ontology annotation, biological process: defense response to other organism. The transcript has 3 exons. Gene Ontology annotation, molecular function: ADP binding. The record is from RefSeq and is a predicted model, not a curated record.
AAAAGCUGUUAGCUGCUCUCCUUCUUCCCCUUCCCGCAAAUUCAAGAAACAUGUUUUCCGGCGAAUAUUUGUCUUCAAAAAAGCAUCACCCGCUCGAUUUUUUGCAGCGAAUCGAAGACGAAUGGGGUAGUUACAUGCCGGAGACUAUAAAGGAACGAGUUUAUUUACUCAAAACAGAGUUCAAAUUCAUGGAUAUGUUUCUCAGUAUUCAGAGCUUCACUGAUAAACCAAACAUGUUAGCUGUCACUCAGAAAGUUCAUGCUCUGUUUCAAGAUUCCGCAUUUGAUGUAUCAAAAAUAUAUCAAAAUCUCAAUCGUCUUACUUCCCUGCUGCAGAACAAAAUUCGGGUGACUAAGAUGGAAAUCAGAGCUAAUUACUCCUUCUUCUCCGGAAUUUCGUUGCAACAACUUUUGGAAAAGAGUGGGGUUGAUAAUUCCAAGUUUGUAAUGAAAUUCAUCAAUGGUGUUGUAGAGAAUGUUAGCGAGUUAGCAGAGAUGGAUGAUCUCUGUUCUCGCGAAAUACAGGAGGUUUUAAAAGAGCUGAAGUUGUUGAAGAGUCUUGUAGGAUUUUUAUCAAACAGGUGGUAUGCAGAGCCUCAGAGCGUACGUACUUUCUUCGGUCAUGUUCUAUUUGUGGCUGGUUCUGCAGCAAUGGUUGUCUGGUUGUACAUUCCCAGCUAUGGCAAUAACAGAGAUCAGGAUUUGGUUCCUGGUGAGGUGAAUUUCUUGCUUUCUUAUCUCGUGCGGAUGAAGAUUAAGCCUGUUAAUCCGUGCAUCCGCAAAAUCUAUGUUGAUGUACUACAAGCUUUGAAAUGGACAAUGCAAUCAGAAUUGUCUCUGAAUAUCCAAAAUGUGUAUGUAGCUGAGAUUGAAGCUGGCUUCGUAGAGAUUCUCAUACACAACUUGGAGGAGAUACGGAGUAUUAGUACUCUCAGUCGGAUAGAGUUUUUGAAUCAUCAAAUGGCAACCCUUGUGGAGAUGCUCAAAUUCUUGAGAGCCAGUCUGAUCCAUUUGCCAAAAUUGGGUCUUGAAUUUCAUCUUAAAGAUAUUGAUACUAUCAGCAUUGAUGUGGGACUUCUCAUUUACUCGUUAUAUGAUAGCGAGGAGCAGGAGGAGGAAGUGAACCAAACACUAUUUCGUGAUUUGCCCAAAAGCAUUCAGCAUAUCAAGGAAGUGAUCUUCCUCGUGAGUCGAAAGGCAUUUCAAUCUAAUUUGCCUAGGGUCCAUGGACUAGGCUGUGUUGAUUUCCUUCUGAAUAACUUGAAGGAGUUCCAAGACCGUUAUUCAGAUUCACAGUAUUCUUUUGUUAAGAGCCAACUUCAAGUUAUUCAGAAGGAACUCGAGGGCUUACAACCUUUUCUCAAGGAUGUGGCGGAAGAGUGGUACAAUAAGCAUGAAAGGCUCCAACAUUGUGCUGCACUACUGAAUGGCAAAGCUUAUGAGGUGGAAUAUAUAGUUGAUUCUUUUAUUAGAAAAGGAGUUCCUGAAUGGUGUCUUGUUCGUUGGCUCUUCGACAUCAUAAAGGAAGUUAUACUUAUCAAGGAAGAGGUCACAAAGAUUCAGGAAAAGGAAUUUUUAAAGUUUGACUUUGUAUUACAUGAUACCUUGGAUAUCACCCCUGCUCAUAUAUCAUCAGAAUCGACUAACACUCCAAGGAUAACCGAUGAAGAAGUUGUCGGUUUUGAAGAUGUUAUGGAAAAACUAAGAGAACAACUAAUAAGAGGAACCAAACAGCUAGAUGUUAUCUCAGUUGUUGGAAUGCCUGGAUUAGGCAAGACAACUGUGGCCAACAAAUUAUAUUCUGACGAGCUAGUUGUCUCUCGAUUUGAUAUCCGUGCAAAAUGUUGUGUAUCCCAAGCAUAUUCGCGUAGGAGUGUGUUACUUUCCAUUCUACGUGAUGCCAUUGGUGAGUCUCCAACCCUUACUAAAUUGCCUACGGAUGUAUUAGCAGAUCAGCUUCGCAAAACUUUAUUGUGGAGAAGAUAUCUUAUCCUUGUUGAUGACAUAUGGGAAGCUAGUGUUUGGGAUGAUUUAAGAUGUUGUUUCCAUGAUUCCAAUAAUGGAAGUAGAAUUAUCCUAACAACACAACAUGCUGAUGUUGCUGAAAAUGCUAAAUCUGUUAGUGAUCCCCUUCAUCUUCGUAUUCUUAAUGAUGACGAGAGUUGGAAGCUACUAAAACAGAAAGUGUUUGGUGAAGAAAGCUGCUCCAUGCUCCUUUCAAAUGUUGGACAAGAAAUAGCAAACAAGUGUAGGGGGCUGCCUCUUUCAAUUGUUUUGGUGGCUGGUAUGCUAACAAAGAUGGAGAAGAGUGAAAAAUGCUGGAAACAAGUGGCUAUGAAUUUAUGUACUAACGUUCUCAGCAACUCGAAGGCCAUCAUAGAGCAAAGUUAUCAGAAUUUACCUUAUCAUCUAAAGCGUUGCUUUCUUUAUUUUGGAGUAUUUUUGGAGGACAAAGAAAUCAACAUUUCAAUCUUGACAUGGUUAUGGAUUUCAGAAGGAUUUAUAAAAAGUCGUGAUGACAAGAGUCUGGAGGAUAUAGCAGAAGGCUACUUGGAGAAUCUUAUUGGAAGAAAUCUAGUUAUGGUUGCUAAAUGGGGUUCCGGCGGUAAGGUCAAAACAUGCCGUAUUCAUGACCUGUUGCUUUAUUUCUGCAAGGAAAUAGCCAAGGAGAAGAAUCUUCUACUGUGGAUGAGACGGGACCAAAAUGUCAAUACGUCUUCCUCUAUUUACUCUCACAAGCAGCUUGUUCAACGUCGGAUGUCCAUCAAUUCUCAAGUGGUUGAUCUUGUGAAAUGGAGCUCACUUGUUGGCACUGUACGUUGCAGGGAAGAUAGAAACAAAGGUUCCUUUUCAAUUGUCCAAUUCUCUCACAUUUACUUCAGAUUUCUAAAAGUUUUGAAUUUGGAGCUCAUUGUAAUUGAUUCUUUCCCAACUGAGCUAGUUUACUUGAGGUAUUUUGCUGCACGAACUUCUCAGAAGUCAAUCACAUCGUCCAUAGUCAAUCUUCGAAACCUUGAAACUUUGAUAGUCAAACCGAUGGGAGGAAAAUUAAUAUUGCCACUUACACUUUUGAAGAUGGUUAAAUUGAGACAUCUGCAGAUAUAUAGCAAAGCUCAUUUUUCCACUUUAAAUGCUGCAGAAGAAUUGCUUGAGAACUCAAAAUUCGACAAUUUGAUAACUCUUUCCUCUCCAACUUUUUGUUGUGUGAGGGAUGCAGAGUUGAUGUUGAGAACACCUAACCUUCGAAAACUGAGAUGCUCAUUUGUUGGUUGGGGUUAUCCUUCUCAUGUAAUGAGCUCCCUAACACGGCUUGAGACACUCAGUAUUAAAAUGGAUUCUUGCGGAAGUUCUCCAUCCAACUUUCCACCAAAUCUCAAAAAAUUGACUUUGUCGAACUUUACCAUGCAUUGGCUGCAAUCAAGCAUUGCAAUGCUUCCAAACCUUCAGGUACUCAAGCUGGUAGCAGUAUUUUUCUCAAAGGCCGAAUGGGAAGUGACGAGUGACAAGUUCCAUCAACUCAAAGUUUUGAAAGUAGUUGAUUGUCCUUGUUUUAAAAAAUGGAAUGUCUCUGACAAUGCUUUUCCUUGCCUUGAACACUUGGUAUUGAGAAGAUGUCGACAUCUUGAGGCAAUCCCUUCUCGCUUUGGAGACAUCACAUCUCUAAUAUCCAUUGAGGUAAAGUCAUGCAAAGAAUCGCUUGUCGAGUCAGCCAUGGUCAUUAGGGAAUCACAAGUUGAAGAGAUGCAGAAUUAUGACUUCAAAGUCUUCAUCAACAAGUAGAAAUAUCUUGUCCCAUUCCUCAAACACUAUAUCGAGUUUGGUAUCAGAACGUGGUAAAAGACGUGAUGGAUGGUUAAAAUGCUGAAGCUUCUGACCAACCACAGCAGAGCAUGGAAGAAAUCAUGAAGAUCAUAAUGUGGCUGGGACUCCGAAGAAGUGUCAGAACAUCGAGAGUUCAAA